Messenger RNA from Benincasa hispida (wax gourd), 928 nucleotides. Its product is annotated as Tetratricopeptide repeat (TPR)-like superfamily protein. Gene Ontology annotation, cellular component: chloroplast thylakoid. Lineage: Eukaryota; Viridiplantae; Streptophyta; Magnoliopsida; Cucurbitales; Cucurbitaceae. The record is from RefSeq and is a predicted model, not a curated record.
UCCGUUUCCAGAUUAUGCUGUGCGGUCGGUCACAUUAUCCAAUUCGAAAAAAGCCACCAAAACAAUUCUGGGCUCAAUUGCAGCCACCUUCACCAAAUGGCUUUGCUCAACGCUUCAUUAUGUUGUUCUUCCACUUCCCGAAUUCCUUCCAGACCUCACCUUCCUCUUCCUCUCUCCGUUGCCGCCCAUUCCUCACCUCUCCCACUUUCUUCUCCUUUCUCCUCAAUUCCUUUCAUUUCAACCACAAAUAUGAAGGUAUUCAACCAACAAUUGGAAGCUACGCGGCAUUUGGUUCUUUCCCUUGGUGAAUCCGCCUCAAAAGCCUCCUUCCUCGCUUUCCUUUCCGCCUCUUUGUUCCUCGCCGACCCUGCCCUAGCUUUCAAGGGCGGAGGUCCUUAUGGCGCUGGGGUCACUAGAGGUCAGGAUCUCUCUGGGAAAGAUUUCAGUUGGAAGACGUUAAUCAAGCAAGAUUUCAAAACGUCUAUUUUACGGCAAGCUAAUUUUAAAGGUGCGAAGUUAUUAGGUGCUAGCUUCUUUGAUGCUGAUUUAACAGGGGCGGAUCUUUCAGAUGCUGAUCUUAGAGGUGCAGACUUUUCUUUGGCCAAUGUUACCAAGGCAAAUUUAAGCAAUGCCAACUUAGAAGGUGCACUUGCCACAGGAAAUACCUCUUUCCGUGGAUCAACAAUAAACGGAGCUGACUUCACAGACGUGCCUUUGAGAGAGGAUCAGCGGGAGUACCUUUGCAAAGUUGCAGAUGGGGUGAACCCAACAACUGGAAAUGCAACCCGGGAGACCCUGCUCUGUGAUUGAGACUUGAAUUAUAAGAGAAAGCUAUUGAGGUACAAGAACUGUAUAGAUCAACUUAAAAAUGUAAAGUUCUUAAUAACCAUAUCAGUAUCCAAUCCAUUGAGUUCAAUUUUGUCAAUCA